AUGUUAUCGUUGAAAUUGCCAGGUCCAAUUGUAACACAUGAUUGGUUAAUGUCUAAUUUUGACCGGGUAAAAAUUAUUGAUGGAAGCUGGCAUUUACCGUCAGAAAAUCGAAAUGCAAAAGCUGAAUUUGAACAAAAACGAAUUAAAGGAGCUAGAUUUUUCGAUAUUGAUGAAGUAUCUGAUCAUUCGACUGAUUUACCACAUAUGCUACCAUCUGUUGAACAAUUUUCAUCUUAUGCUAGUCAACAAGGUAUAAAUGAACAGGAUUCUAUCAUUAUUUAUGACACAAAAGGUUUAUUAAGCUCGGCUAGAGUUUGGUUUACAUUUCGUGUUUUUGGUAUUGAUAACGUUGCUGUUCUUAAUGGUGGACUACCAAUAUGGUUAAAAUAUAAUUUACCAACUGAGUCUGGUGUACUGGAACCCAAAACAGCAACAAAAUUCUCAGCAAAACCCAAGUGGUAUUUUGUUAAAUCAAUGAAGCAAAUGAGAGAAAAUUUGUUAAUAUCAAAAUUUCAAGUAAUAGAUGCACGAUCUACUGGUCGAUUUAACGGUUCUGAAUUGGAACUUCGUCCUAAUUUACCAUCGGGUCAUAUUCCAAAUUCAUUGUCAAUUCCAUAUAAUCAACUCGUAUCAAAGUCUAAUUCACAUCAGAUCCCAAUGUUAAAAGAUGAUAAAGCUUUAUUAUCACUAUUCCAUUCCCAGGGUGUCAAAAUCGGUAAUCAAUGUUCUAUUGUUGCAACGUGCGGCUCUGGUAUUAGUGCGUGUGUCUUGGCGUUAUCAUUAGAAUUAUUAGGACAUAAAGACUGGCAGGUGUACGAUGGCAGUUGGACUGAAUGGGCUUCAAACAAAGAUAAUCCAAUUUCGAAAGGUGACAGUUGA
Messenger RNA from Didymodactylos carnosus, 879 nucleotides. The record is from the annotation of a GenBank genome assembly. Lineage: Eukaryota; Metazoa; Rotifera; Eurotatoria; Philodinida; Philodinidae.